UGCUCACUAACCCUAACACUGAGAGAACCAAGAAAAACGGACUGCAUCUUCAACCUCUCGCAAUCCACCGCGACCAAAGAUCGUCUCUGUUUCAAACCAGUUCUGUUUUGAUCCUCUGCGGCUUGUUUCUCUGCUUCUGCGAGCUAGCUAUUGUUCGGAAAUCGUACGGUUCGUGUUACGAAUUGUGAUUUUAACAGAAAAGCAAUGGCAAGUGCGUUGAGUAGCAGAGUUGAAUCUGUUCGAAACUCUCCCUCAUUAAGAUUUUCUCUCAACUGCAUCAGAGCCCUUAGCUCUUCUUCUUCUGCUGCUGCUGCGGUUUCUUCUGGUGAGAACCCUAAUAAAUCAAAGCGAAGGAAGAAGAAGAACUUGUUCGAGGUGGCUCAGUUCUUACCUAACUGGGGAAUCGGCUACCACAUGGCUAAGACUCACUGGAAUGAAGUUUCUUACGAAAUCACUAAAAUCAAUCUCUACAAGGAUGGAAGACAUGGAAAAGCAUGGGGGGUUGCUUUUAAAAAUGGCUUGCCAUUAGCGGAUGCUCCCAAAAAAAUUAGUGGAGUUCACAAGCGCUGUUGGAAGUACCUACCAAAUGUAGUAAAAGCAUUAGAAAGCUCAACAGACAGUGGCUUAAAAGUUGAAACUGAAGCAGCAAGUUGAUACUUUCUAGUCAUUAUCCCAUGUCUUAGGGUUGAUUUUCAGUUGACAUAGUUGUUUUCGACUAUGGCUGCAUUUUUUAGUCCACCAUGAAACGUGCUUUGAGGGAGUAAUCUGUGGAUGGAUUUGGUUCUUACUUUAUUUGUGCCUGUCUUUGACGUAUUUUACAUCCAUACUAGUAAA
Molecule: messenger RNA, 834 nt
Organism: Glycine soja
Lineage: Eukaryota; Viridiplantae; Streptophyta; Magnoliopsida; Fabales; Fabaceae
Exons: 4
Coding region: 205-654 (149 amino acids)
Cellular component (GO): mitochondrion
Molecular function (GO): structural constituent of ribosome
Source: RefSeq, a predicted model, not a curated record